CGUGCAUUGAAGUUCUACGUGCAGAAAACUGGCGGUACAUGAGACCAUACCGGGCUGGGUUUGAUAUUGCAGCCUGGCGGGUUGUGCAUGCGUACAAGGUGAAGAAUGCCGAGGGAGCCAUAACCAGGUCAGAGAAACAGUCUCGUACACAGAGAAACUAGUGGAUCGUUGAUGAAGGGCGGUUCUGUAGAGAAAAGCGCAUCACGGCUUUGGUCGACUUGUCGUGGACGUCACCGGCUACCCCCCCUCCCACACUGACAGACACCCAUGUCCAGGUUCGUUUCAACGCCGGUGAAACAAGUGGUAUCGCCGCGGUAACUUCACAUCUUAAUUCAGAACCUACAACAUUUCUGUUCACAUUUGCUUCUCACUCUGCUGAACAUAACCCGACAACAUGCCCUUCCCCCACAAGACGGUCCUCGUUACCGGCGCCACAGCCGGCAUUGGCCGGGCGCUGGCCGAGCGGAUGGUAGAGAACGGCGUCUUCGUCAUCGCAGUCGGCCGGCGCAAGGAACGCCUACAGGAGCUCGAGGCCAGGUACGGCCGGGACAAGGUCGUGGCCGAGGAGUUCGACCUGACCAAGACAGCCGAGAUCCAGCCAUGGGCUCAACGCAUCACCAAGGAGUACCCAACCCUGUCCUCCAUAAUUCUCAACGCAGGCAUCCAGCGCACCCUCGACUUCACCAACCCCUCGUACGAGGAACUCUCCUCCAAGAUCACCAGCGAGGUCGACACCAACUACACCUCCCCGCUGCUCACCAUAACCGCCUUCCUCCCGCACCUCAUCUCGCUGGGUGGUGGUGCUGGUGCCUCCUCCCCAACCCCCGCCUCUGUGAUCCUCGUCACCAGCGGUCUCGCCCUCGUGCCCCUGGCCCGAUGCGCCAACUACUGCUCCACAAAGUCGGCACUGCACCACUUUGGCCUCUCGCUCCGCUCCCAGAUGCAGUCCAGCACGAACACCCAGCACGUCCGUGUCAUUGUAGGUUCAUCAACCGCCCGCCCGGCCGCCCCCCUCCUUACAUAUACAUACAUGUAUAUUCCCCUCCUAUGGGCUGUUUCUCAUCGAAAGUUGACACCCUUUGCCAAGGAUAUCUUGCCGCCCGCAGUUCAGACAGAGUUGCACGAGCUCCAGCCUGAGCUGGUAGCUGCGGGCCAGGCCCAGAUAGGAAUGCCCCUGAAGGCCUUCAUUGACGAGACAUGGGCUGCCAUGGACAGAUGGGACGAGAACGAGAAUGAAAUCAUGGUAGAGGAGAUGAGCCAAAGGUGGGGCCAUAUUGAUGAUGAGAAGAAGACGGCGUUCAGGCGGCUAGAGGCCAUGAUGAAGGGAAUGGGCGGUCUGAAGGCUUGAACCGACAAUUACUGCAGACAGUACAUCGAUCUUCACGUCGCGGGGAGGCCAGGUGUUGGCUCAAGGCCUCGGCUUGAAUUCUGUAUUUCUACCUAGAUACAUCGCACAAUGCUAUGGUGCGGGUAAAACGACGGACAAGUCAGGGCAUGACGCCUCACCACUCUGCGGCUUGAGAGAGCCCCCCCAGUCAUCCAUCACUAUUCCAGUCUGGAUGUCACACCGACCCUAGCCUGAAGACUCGCGGGAGAAACAGCGCGUUAGCUGCUCGUUGCACCCAGUCUUGAUAGAGCCCACCCCCGUCAACUGAGUUGUGUGCUUGACUCAACGUGUAUGUUUCCUCCUCCACCGUAGCCACGUGCGUAAAUGAUUGAAUAGAAUGGGAUCAAGCCAAGACCAUUCCCAUCUUUCUGGAAAUAGCCUGCUGUCUUGCUGAGAUCGAUAACAGCAGAGCGUGAAAUGCCAAACCCCCGCAAUAGCCUCGAUAUAGAGGUGGAGGCCACAAGGCCAAACUCAGGGUGCUCGGGGCGCAAAAGGCCCCGAGCCAGAAUAAAAGAAACCAAAAGGAAGAAGGAAAACUCGUAGCUGCCACCCAUGUCCAUCCACCCCUUCAUUUUCAUGAUGAGCCCGCAUCCAGGCACGUCAGCGGAGGAUCGACCUCAAGAGAAUGCUGGGGCGAGUUCUGCGUCGGGUGGUGGCGAAAGUGGUGCCAUAAUCGUCACUACGUAAGUGGAAGAGGGAGUGUGUCGAAGUAAAAGGCUGUUGGCGUCUCCAGUCGGCUUGCGGAUCAUGAGAGCAUGACACCGUUCUUGCGCUUCUCUGCGCAUGUCAAUACCAUCAUGGCAGACUUCCUCUGACUGGGGCUGUCGGAUCUCCCGUCCCUUCCCGUCCGCUUGAAGACGCUGGCGAAGCUACCAUUGCUAGCCGUCUCGUCGCCAGAGCCACUGCUGACGCUGUCAGCGCUCUUCCGAGCCUUCUGGCGCGAGCUGGGACGGUCUGAUCCUAUCGCGCCCCAGCUGCCAGUGCUCGUCCGAGAGCUGGGCACGCUAGGCUCCACCUCCUCGCCGUUGAGGCUGCCGGAUCCGGACCGACCAGACUCCGACUCGUUGUCCGUCAAGAGGCCCUGAGCCUCCUCGGCCGUCUCCGAGAUGGGACUGAUGGAUCCGCUGCUGCCAGUGCUGCUAACCUUGCGACGCUCGAUCCCGGCUCGCAUGAGGUUGUUGAUAGCUGAUCGGCGGGUGCGGGCAGCGAAGUUCUUGGAAGCCUCGUGCUUGGCAGAAGGUUUGGCCUUGAGCUCCUCGAUGGAGGGGGGACCACGUGGCUGACGGGUCGGGUGUUCACCGGCUCGCGCCUGACCAGGCCCAUAGCCUCCGGUCAUGGGCGUGAGCGGGAAGUUGGCAGUCUUAGGGCCCGCAGACUUGGGGGGUUCCUGGGAUGCAGAGAGGCUGGCGUUGGCAUUCUGGAUGCCGGAGAGCAUCAGAGACGACGACUUCUUAUGACCCCGUCGGAAAGCAUUGGCUGAUGGCGGGGGCAGAGGAGCCGGGUUCUCGAUCAUGGGAGACUCGUUGCGCCGGGGAGGAGUGUUCCUGCGGAAUACUGGCUGCGCGGCCUCCCUCGGAGGUGAGACCUGCACGCGUGGGGUCCCGCUGUUUUGUUGGCGCUGUUGGUAGAUGUUGUUCAACUGAGACUGGUCCGCGAACUGCGCGCUCAGCUGCGCAGACUGAUCAACGUAGUAGGCCUGCUGUCCGGUGGCCGGGUCGAUGUAGGUGUAGAUCGUCGGCUGCUGGCUGACCAUGGUGUUGUUGAGCAUGCUCUGCAUCUGCAGGGCCUGCUGCUGCAGUUGCUGCUGCUGGUACAGGUUCUGGUAGCUCUGCUGUCCGUUGAGGUUCAUAGCACUGAGCUGCUGCUGAGCCUGAGUCAGGUCAUACAGCUGCUGCUGCAACAUCUGACGCUGCUGGGCGAGCUGCAAGUUCUGCUGAACCAGCUUGGCGUACAGGUCAGGGUCCAGCUGCUCGUCCACGGCUUGCUCGUCGAUGGGGAUCUCGGGAGGGGCGAGGAUCUGCUCGGGAGUGAACUUCUGGCGCGCGUAGCCCAUGUUGUUGUUGGCGUAAGCUUGCUGGGCACCAAAAUGGGGUAGGGACGUCUUCGGCCCGUUGUUCAACAUGUGCUCCUGGACGCCGUACAAGGAAGUGUUGUUCCUGGCCUUGUUCGUCGGGGAAGUGUUGGCGCCGGAGGCAGCGAAAGUGGACGCGGCGGCGGACUUGGGAGCGGUGCGCAGGCCCGCUAGGAGAUGGCCGCGCGCCGUUCGGGGCGUGGGGAUGGCAUUCUCCUUGGAGUCAACAGGAGACUUGAGGGCGUCGACCGAGAGAGGCUUGAUAGACUGCCCGCCUCGCCUAGAAGCGAGGCCCGAGGACUGCAUGGCAAAGCCGUUGGGAGCGGGGAAAUUUUGUUGGGCCAUUGGAGCAAAGACCGCCAGUGUCUCGUACUCGAAUGGUUUUUGAGUGGGUUACCUUGAGUCGGUUCGAGGGAGUGGUCGAGAACGCGAUCAGGUCGUGUUCAGGUAGAGCCGGUGGGGGUUGAGUGAUUAAUCGGCGGUCGAGACCGUUGUCUUCCGAGCUGAGGCAGUAGGCUGCGAAGAAAUACAAUCAAACAGCUGACAAUUGAAUGGUAUUGCGCCAAAGUCGAACGUUUGGUCGUAGGGGUGUCGAUUAAUCUGAAGUGUGCUUGGGUGAAAGGGAAGCACUGAGGUUUUGAAGACCUGUCUAUUGGUUGUUGACUCGUCGCGAAAUGAUGCAAGUUUUCGAAGUUGCCGGACCCAAAAAGAAAAGACAAAAUCCAAAUGGACUGGUAAUAUUGAGAAAGUGAAGAAAUGCUGAGGCGCCUGUCACCCGAUCUUGUUGUUUUCGAAUGGGGAUGGCGGGGGUAUUAAAGGCCGGGUUGUUGCUGUGUUUUUUCUCCUCUGCGGAAUCUAUCGGGCGAUUGGUUUGUCGAGAGCAAGAACGACGUAAAGGACAGGCCGAUGAUAUUAAAGUGAGGUACUUGAGGGUCUUGCUGAAAAGAAUGGCAAAUGACGCAGUCGCGAUGCUAAAUCCUCCCAGGCGGAAGAGAGUCAAGGAAAAAGGGUGGUGGUUGCGAUGCGAGGUGCGAGGGAAAAGGGAAAAAGCCCGGCAGGAAAGCCUUGCUGGCUGACACGAGACGGGCGGGUCUUUUUGUGGUUUCUGCUUGGCCUGGGAGGCGGUGGUGCACACAAGCGGCAGGCGCGCAAGGUUUGCAGCGCAGGUGGGUGCGGGCAGGAGGGAAAAAAAGACUGGGAGGACCUUGCAAGUCAGGCCAAGGGGGUAGGGCAGGGCAGGCCUGGGUCCUAGUUCAAUGCUGUGAACGGAAAGGCCGAGGACGUCUUUGUCGAAAAGGACCCGAACCGCGUUCUCACAACACGCUUUCUUGAUCACCACAGGCGAGGUGAGACGAAAUGAAGAAUGACGAGGGGAGGGGAGGGAGGGCAAGAAAAAAAAAAGGUGAUGGAAAGGAAUUUUCGGAGUGGAGGACAACGCAGGUGCUUUGUGCCUGCGGAAUUGCUAACUGGCUCCAGCCCAAGCGGGUCCGUCGGCGGUUGGCGGCUGCUCGAUUUGGACAGGGUCAAUACGAUUCGAUGCCCGAGUACCCCGUACGGUGGUACCACUGUUCAAGUCAAAUCCACAAUCCACUCUUGCUGGACCGAUGCGAGUGGGCGGCCGGGCCUCUCAGCCUCUCAGUCUCUGGCUCUGGUUUCGCAGGGAGGUCUGAGAGUAGUCGUCCGGAGACACUGAUGGGGUUGUGGAGUGACUGAUGACUCCGAGAGAUCGAUCGAUUAUGACCCCAAGAGGAUCAGAUGGAUUGAUAGGUUGGUUGGGUGGAAGGGCGCAGGAAUAUGGCAGGCGACAGCAGCCAGGGCUGUGAGCCGGAGAAAUGAAAUAAAUACGGUGCCGAGCGUAGAAUAUACAGUGAUUAAAACAGUUGAUAUAGAGCCUGGGUGCGUUGCGAGAGCCCAGAGGAUUGGACCGGACUUCUUCAAGAUAGCCCAGGCGUUGACGCAGUCGAAGAGUUCGGUGUGUUGCUGGUGGAAAAGCCGUGCUGGAAUGGAGUGGGACGGGAUGAAAUGACGAUGUUUUUUUGACGUCGGUUGACCGAGGCUAUGACGGGGUAUCUUGAUUUGUGUGUUGUUGGUUUUUUCCCAGGCGAGAGAUGUCAAAGCAAAAGCUGAAUUCAAUUGUACAAGGGGAGGAAAUGAAUGAGGAGUCGAGAUUGUCUUGACGAACAACGAGAACCACAAGAGGAGGAGGACGAUGAGCAACAGCAGCAGCAGACACGCCAAGGUCGAAAGAAGAAGGGGUGACAGAAGGGGUCGUGGUAGGCAAGAAGUGCGAGUUGACAGGGGAGGUGGGAGAGAUGGAGGAACGAGAGGAAAAGGUUAAAAAGCCGACACACAGACACGACACCAUUCCGCACUCCUUACAGUACAGUACCUUCACCACGG
Molecule: messenger RNA, 5858 nt
Organism: Diaporthe batatas
Lineage: Eukaryota; Fungi; Ascomycota; Sordariomycetes; Diaporthales; Diaporthaceae
Exons: 2
Coding region: 395-1348 (317 amino acids)
Molecular function (GO): oxidoreductase activity
Source: RefSeq, a predicted model, not a curated record